AUGAAUAAUCCCGUGGAACAGUUGUUGCUUCAGUUAUAUGCGGAAGUGUUAUCAAUCCCCGAAGACCAAAUCAGCCUUGAAGAAUCAUUCAUAGCAUUAGGAGGCGAUUCUUUUAAAGCAAUUAAGCUCAAACGAAAAUGUGAUCGAUUGGGUAUUCGACUGGCGCUUCGAGAUAUAUUUGCUCGAAAGACUAUCACUAGUAUAGCUGCGGGACAACGCCUUCUGAAUGAUCGCCCGAAGCGGUCUCAGAAGAAGGAGAAGAGACGCAUAGCUACGGACGUACAUGGACGUUUCCCUCUUAUUCCUUUGGAUUAUUCCUGGGAUGUAAUUCUCGAAGAACUCGGUCUUCAAGGUUGCGGCCCUGAAGCAUUGGAUGAGCUUGUCGAAAACGUGUAUCCUUGCAGUCCUAUGCAAGAGAGUAUAUACGUGGCUAGAGAAACUAGGGGGAAGCAUCUCUAUCGAAUCCACGCGCUAUUCGAAAUAGGGUCUACUAUCACGAAUGAUGUAUUGGAAUCAUCUUGGCAGUCCGUUGUAGAUCGCCAUGAGACCCUACGUGCUGUUUUUGUCCCAUCUACGGACAACAGCUCUUCAAGAAUACUCGAUGCUGUCGUUCUUAAGAAGGCACACUGCAACCUCGAACAUACCGAGUGCAAGGACUAUGCGGCUGUAUUGGCCCUCUAUCAAGAGAGUUGCAUGAAUCCCCAAGAUUUUCCAAAGGGACCACCUCAUCGACUUACAGUUUACCGCACCGAACAUGGCCAGCAUUUUUGCGUAUUCGAUCAGAGCCACAUGAUAAGCGAUGGAACUUCACUUGUCAAUACGGUUACCGAGCUUUGCGCUCUAGCAGGCGGUUCGAUCCUUGAUGCUGCGCCAGGAUACAGCGGAUUUAUUAAUCAUAGACGAGCAGAACAGCACUUAGAUGAAGGCCUUAGCUACUGGAAGUCAUACCUAAGCGGUGCACAGUCUUGCAACUUUCCCUCACUCUGGACAGGCGGUCUGUUGGCGGAGCCAAGACUACAAGAACACUGCCAGGUUGUGGAAUUUCCCUUUGUGCGGCAUAAGGAGCUCAGCGAGUUUUGUGCCAGACUGGAGACUACGAUCUCAACUGCUCUCCAAGCAGCAUGGGCACUCCUUCUACGGGCUUACACGGGGAGUGAUGAAGUUUGCUUCGGCUAUACCUGCUCGGGACGUGAUAUAUCAAUAGAUGGAGUCGAGUUGAUGUGUGGGCCACUAGUAAACCUAGUCGUUCGCCGAGUAAGUUUGACGAACCAGACUCUCAGGAGCAUGAUUGAAACCAUUCAGGGGGACUUCGCCAACUCGCUACCAUUUCAGGAGGUGCCAUUCAUGCGUGUCCAACAACUUCUCGGCGCCUCAGAAAGUAAAUUGUUCAACACGAUUAUGACUAUACAAUAUGCGCCUUUGCUCGUCGAUGAGAAUGAUGAACUUCCCUUGAAGUUGAGGAGUAAUUUCAAUGCCUCCGACUUUGGCCUAUCUGUGCAGGCCAUGUAUUCAGACGUUGCCACGAAGAUGCAACUAACAUACUCUACGAGCCUACUCUCUACGAAAAUGGCAGAAUGUGUGACUACAACUUUUGUUUCCAUGAUCGAGAGUCUCAUAGAUGCGGCGAACACCGACGACCCUGUUGGGCAGCUUCAAGAGAUUAGUCCUUCAGACAGGCAGCAGGUCAUUGAAUGGAACCGAGAAACACUGAAUGGGAUAUCGCUUCCGAACGCCACAGUACAUGGACUUAUUGAAGAAACCGCAUUUCGCACGCCCAGGGCACCUGCGAUAUACUUUUCUGGAGAGACGCUCAGUUACGAAUAUCUGAACUACAUGUCGACUCGUCUAGCAAUCCAGCUGGUUGAUUCUCUGAGUCAUGAACAACGCUUCGUUCCAUUAUUCUUUGAAAAGUCUGCCUUGUACUCAGUUUCAUUACUGGCAGUCCUGAAGUGUGGCAGGGCAUUUGUGCCUAUAGAUAUCUCCAACCCGCUACCUCGAAUACAACGGCUUCUCGAGCAGCUGGGUAUCACUGAAUCUUUCGGUCUCGUCCUCACUUCUGCGAGUUAUUCAGAAAAACUGCGUUCAGCUUACCGGCAUAUCCUAGUGCCUAGUAUUGAAGGCUUCCGGGAUGAAAACACUAAAACAGCGGUCGACAAUGUAUCUACGCUUUUGCCAGUGGUACAGCCGAGCGAUCCAGCAUAUAUCAUCUUCACUUCCGGAUCUACUGGCAAUCCGAAAGGGGUUGUGGUCAGUCAUAGAGCUUACGCGCAUGCAGCUCGUACUCAUGCCGAUGGAAUAAGCAUCGGACCAGGAUCUUUAGUGUUGCAGUUCGCGUCAUACGCAUUCGAUACAAGUAUGGAGGACCAUUUGACAAGUUUUAUUACGGGGGCUUGUCUCUGUGUUCCCACCGAAACGGAACGCGAGACGGGCUUAGUCGAGUUUAUCAAUCGAUCAGGGGCAAAUUGGCUUCAUAUCACACCUUCUAUGAUCGAUAUGAUCCCUCCAAAUUCGGCCCCAUCAUUGACGACGGUGGUUCUUGGAGGUGAGCCUAUGACUGACCGUAAUGUACGCGAGUGGGCAAUCUCAGGGAGGCAUUUGAUACAGGUCUAUGGACCUUCAGAGUGUUCUGUUACGAGUACAAUCAAUACCGACGUCUCUAUACAUCGCGAUGCCACCAAUAUAGGGAAGACCUUUAGCGGCUGCGCGACUUGGAUAACUGCCCCGAAUAACCCUAACACUCUCUACCCCAUCGGAGCCGUUGGGGAGCUGCUGAUGGAAGGCCCUAUCCUGGCUCAGGGUUAUUUGGGACAAACCUCUGGAACGGAGUCUGCUUUUAUUACCCGUGUUUCCUGGGCGCCAGAGAAGAGGCUUUAUCGUACUGGAGACAUGGUCCGAUACGAUGAGCAGGGCAGCCUCCACUUCGUUGGAAGGGCCGAUAGCAGAGUCAAGAUUCGUGGACAGAGGAUAGAGUGCGGUGAAAUUGAAAGCCAGCUGUUAAUGCAGAGUUCAGUAUUACACGCGGUCGUCGUCGUCCCCAAAUUAGGACCUGGAGCAGAGCAUUUGAUAGCUACCGUCUCAUUGAAACCGAGCUCGAAGUCACCUCUUGAUCAUACAAGCGACGAUAUACAACUAGCGAACUUGGAGCCUAGCAAAGUGGCUGAGACUGCGAAGACUCUCCACGAUUGGCUAGGGGAUCGAUUGCCAGCUUACAUGUUACCAGAUCUAUUCGUCUUUGUCCGUCAUAUACCAAUGAAUUCAUCUAGAAAAUUAGACCGAAGACGUGUUAAAUAUUACAUGGAACAUAUGAGCAAAGAGUUAUAUCGAAAUCUCGUCACUCAGAUUGAUGGACCAAAUCAAGACCGGCCGGGUACUGAAGUAGAAUGUUCGCUUAAGAGGGUCUGGUGCCAUGUGCUUAACGUGCCCGAAAGCUCCGUAAAUUGGAAUACUUCUUGGUUCUCUUCAGGGGGCGACUCAAUUUCGGCUAUGAUGCUGAGUAGCGAAUUGAGAAAACAGUCCAUCAGCAUCGCCGCAGCCGAUAUUCUUCGACUACGUACCAUUGAACGAAUAGCAGCUCGUAUUCAAGAUACAGCGUCCAAUGAUCUAGACGCGAAAUUCCGGGACAUUAAACUCACAAGCACCGUUAUUGGCGUGCCAUGGGAACUUUCGCCGAUUCAGCAGUUAAGUUUGCAAUUUGCACCGGACGCCGAUUGUUUGGACCAACAGACAAUGGUUGUGGAUACAAUGUUGGACCUUCCCGACAAUGCGAUCAUUGCGGCUUUGAAUGCCCUUGUGACAGCUCAUCCGAUGUUGUUGGCCAGGUUCACACGGGAGAUAACUGCCGGAGAACCCGUCUGGACACAACAUGUGGUGCCUCUUCCGUCCACCGAGUCGGCCUUUACCAUUCGGUUUCAUCAAGAUGGGACUACUGCGUUCAAAAUCGGCCGUAUUUCUGAGACUAAAUUUACCGUGGACGUUUUUAGGGGGCCAGUCAUGGGAGUAGAUGUCUUCCGAUCAACUUCAUCGACUACAAUUUCAAUCACCAUACACCAUCUAGUCGUAGAUAUGGUCUCAUGGAGGGCAAUUUUCCAAGAUCUCGAAGACUUCAUUGAAAAUGGAAACUCCAUCCAACCGGAGCCAAUCUCUUUUCAAUCAUGGUGUCAAGUACAACGUAUCUACUCACAAGGCAUUCGGAAAUCAUGCGUUCUCCCCGAAGACAAAUUCGAAAUAGAUCUAGGAUACUGGGCUAUGGAGAAGACCCCAAAUUUAUUCGGAGAUGCCACCGUAGCAAGUUUCAAGAUUGAACGACCAGAUAUGGCAAAUCUGUUAGACGCCUGCGACAAGUUGGAAUACGAUCAAGUGGACGUCGUGUGCGCAGCAAUCAUAACGUCCUUCUCCGAAUUGUUUCCAGGACGCACAUCGCCAGCUAUCUUCGUUGAAGGUCAUGGAAGGGAAUCUCCCAGUAACGCCAUUGACCUUUCCCGCACUGUAGGAUGGUUCACGACACUGACCCCCGUGGCAAUACGAGCCCUAGACGGUAGAGAGCCAAACGCCAGGGUGACAGCCCUGGAACGUAUCAAAAGGUUCAGAGAAAAUAUACCAUCGAAGGGCCUCGAUUAUUUUACGUCGCGUUUUUUCCAACCGGAAGGAGUCGACGCAUAUCGUGAAUAUCACGCGUCUGCUGAGAUUGUCCUGAAUUUUCUAGGCGCUUACCAGCAAUUCGAGCGCCACAAUUCUGUCUUUAGACGCUGUAAUGAUAUAGAACUUCUCUCAGGUCUUUCGGAAAUGCGCCGAGAACAGCGAAAGAAAUCAGAGAGGUAUGCUUUGAUUACAAUUGUUGCCGCUGUUGAAGAUGGCGCGCUGUCCAUUGAGGUCGAAUGGAACCGGAAGAUGGACUACCAGCAUGAGCUCGCCUUAUGGCCGUUUAAAAUCAAGGAAAACCUAUUACUAUUGAUCAAAGACUUAACGAAUCUGCCCACUUUGACCCGCGAGGGAAUUCCCGUAGCUCAACCUGAGCUCACAUGCUUCGGCGUUGACAAACAGAAAGCGCUCGCAAAGGUCACGAGCUUGGGUCUGCCUCUCGACGAAAUUGAAAGCAUGUACCCAUGUUCGCCUAUGCAGGAAGGUCUUAUCGCGAGUCUAUUAAGGGAUUCGGACACGUCUUCGGCAUAUAAUCAAACGUUUCUUCUAAAAUUCACCCCUGCCGAGGGGAGAACGGUGGAAAGUGCGCAACUUGCAGAGAUCUGGCUCCGAAUGGUCCGAAAACAUGCUAUUCUACGAACUAUUUUUGUCGAAAGUGACGCAGGAGACUACGUUCAGGUCGUUUUACGUCAUACUGAUCCGGUAGUGCUAGUCAAGGGGGAUGUUAAUAUGGACGAGCUCAGGGGUAGUCUGUUCGAGUCAGAGAAUCAAUCAUUGAAAUCGCCCCUUGACGGUGUUCCUUUACAUCGCCUCAUGGUUUGCGAAACUCACGAUAAGACGAUGUACAUUAUCCUUACGAAGAGUCAUCUUCUCACAGAUGGUACGAGUACGCAGAUUCUGAUGCGGGAUAUUGUGAAUGGGUUUGAUGGGAUUGUUGACACGUACUGGAACCCGCAGCAUUACUACCGUGACUACAUUCGAUACGUGAGCAGCCAAGACACCGAUCAAGCAAGAAGCUACUGGGCUGCUUAUCUCGAGGGGGCUGCGACUUGUAACUUCCCAAAGCUCUGCUACACAAAUGAUUCCCAGGCAACGGUCACAUCGCCACGUUCGAGUGUGUCACUGCAGAUGCAUGGUCUGGAAGCCGAUAUACGACAACUAUGUCGUUCCCACGAUCUUACAGUGUCGAAUAUAUUUCAACUAGCCUGGGUUUUGAUCCUAAGGGUCUAUAUAAAUUCAGAGAGUAUCCUCUUCGGAUGCCUGUCAUCAGGAAGAGAUCUCCCAAUAUCCGGCAUACAAGACGCUGUUGGGCCUGUUGCCAAUAUGCUUCCGAUUAGAAGCGAGAUAAGCCGAAAUAUGAAAGUCAUCGAAGUGGCCAAGUCAUUACAAGCCGACUAUAUUGAACACCUCUCCCGGCAGACACUCUCUCUUGCACAGAUACGACACGCGGCCCGAUACAAGAACCAGAGCCCCAAUUUCAAUACGAUCCUCAAUAUUCAGAAGCUAGAGACAUAUGCGCUUGGGUCGAAAAGUGGAAUGUCCAAAGUGGAGCUUGUGAAAGGGUUAGAUACCACUGAGUACGGGCUUGCUUUGACGGUCACCGAUAAUGAGGGCGAGUAUGGACUAUCUCUAGAGUACGACACAAGCCUAGUCUCCUCCCAACAAGCCGAAGGGGUCGUUUCAGCAUAUGCGAAUGUCCUGAAGAACGUCAUAGCCAACCCAGACCUUCUUGUUUCGGACGUUGAUCUAGUUGGCGAUCAAGACCGGAAACAAAUCCAGCGCUGGGAUAAGCUCGAGCUUCAGACCAGAGAAGAAUGCGUCCAUGACCUCUUCCGGGCAACAGCUCUCAGCAUUCCGGAGAGACAGGCCAUCCACGCAUGGGAUGGGCGCUUAACGUAUGGAGAAUUGGAGGGGUUGACCAACAAAAUAGCACGAAGGUUAAUUGACCUUUCUGUCCAACCUGAAGAGAUUGUCCCUCUGUGUUUUGAGAAAUCUAUAUGGGGCAUUGUCGCAAUGCUUAGCGUAACAAAAGCAGGAGCUACAUUCGUCCACCUUGAUCCCUCAAGCCCUGCUUCUCGAAAGCAGAAAAUCAUCGGACUUACCGCCCCGCGAGUGGCAAUCGCCUCUAUCCGCAAUCAGGGGGUGAUGAAAUUAUUGGUACCAACAACACUUACUAUUGGUAACGAAUCGUUCCCAUCCUAUGAUGAUAAGAUGGACGAAGUUGAAUAUAAAGUCCGAGAUCAACAUACAAAGCCUUCCAAUGCGCUCUACGUGAUAUUCACCUCCGGGAGCACAGGCGAACCGAAAGGCGUCGUUGUCGAACAUCGGAAUUAUUGCUCGGCCAUGGCAGCAAAUACAACCUGGUUGCAGAUCCUUCCAUCGUCUCGCAUCCUACAAUUUAGCAGUUUCGUCUUUGAUGCAUCUAUGGAGGAGAUAUUCACCGCUCUGGUCGCCGGUGCCUGCGUUUGUGUGCCAUCGGAUGACCAUCGGCUGAGCCCAGAAGAACUGUCUUCCUUCAUGCAAAGCGCUCGUGUCAAUUGGGCUGCCUUGACACCAUCACUCUUGCAAACUCUCAACCCGGACACAUUGAUUCCUCCUUUAAAGUUUAUCACGGUUCAUGCCGAGCCGAUGAAUGCAUCGCUAAUCAAGCUUUGGAGUCCAAAGGUGCACAUGCGUCCCAGCUAUGGGCCAACCGAAUGUACUGUAACGAGCACUGUCGGAUCGGCCUUUGAUGAAUUUUCUGACUCGUCAAAUAUUGGUUGGCCUGUCGGUUGUCAUGGACGAGUAACCGAUCCGCAUGAUCCUCAGCGACUAGUACCUAUAGGCGCGGUUGGCGAGCUGGUACUCGAAGGGCCCAUUCUCUGUCGUGGUUACUUGAAUAGACCGGCCGAGACGGAAAAGGCUUUCCCACACAUUCAGGAUUGGUUCGAUGGGAAACCAAAAAGAGUCUACCGCACCGGGGAUCUAGUGCGUUACGCUGAGGAUGGGUCCUUACGAAUUCUCGGGCGGCGAGACACGCAGAUCAAAGUUCGCGGACAACGAGUCGAACUCAGGGAAGUAGAAAGCCAGCUCGAGUUGUCUCCAAAUGUCCGCCAUGGCUUGGUUUUGCAACCCAAGUCUGGACUGCUACAAGAUCGCCUAGUUACCGUGCUAAGUCUCACACGAUCAUUCCAAAUAGCUCAGUCAACCGUCUCCCGUGAUGACACAAUCCAACUCGUAAACCAUCACCGGAAUUUGAGUGAAACUGAUCAAUCGACUCUAUCGGAACUGUUAAGCCAAACACUGUCCUUUGUUUCAACCAGGCUUCCAUCAUACAUGGUCCCUCAUACUUGGUGUGUGGUAAAAACCAUGCCAAUUUUGCCCUCGUGCAAGCUAGAUAGGAAACAGGUGAAUAGUUGGUUAGAAGCAAUCGACGAACCAACGCUACUUCUUGCUCGUCAACUUAUGAGAAGCUCGAGAAGCUCAGGUUCCGGGGUCAAAUCUGAUGCCGAAAAGUUGGUGAGAGAUGCUUGGUCUCAAGUCUUAGCAAUUCCCGCAGACCUCAUUGAUGUAGAUGAUCAUUUCAUUGCUCUUGGCGGAGACUCAAUAUCAGCCAUGAACGUCUCGCGCUUCUUGAAUCAAGCCGGGAUACCCGUCAAGACGCAGGAUGUAUUGAGAAGCAAUAGCAUUCGAGAACUGGCAUUAGUGCUUACAUCUCGCGAGCUACCAGACUCUGUUUCUACCAAGGCACAGUCGAAGGUCCUAGGUAGAGGCAUCACAACGCUUCCAUCCGUCGAAUAUAUAGUGUCCAAGUACGGGACCAACUUCAGUAAUCGCUCCAAGAUCUUAUCUGUUCUUCCUGGUACCCCUUUUCAGUUCAGAACGACUUCAGCUCUCUACAAGUCUUCCCAGAGGCCUUAUCUCUACAACUUAUUCGCGGAAAUCGGAGGUUACCAGUCAUUUGGGGAGAACCUUGCCGCUCCUACUCGUCGGCUUCUAGAAGCCUGGCGCGCAACAGUGGCACGACAUGACAUCCUCCGUACGGCAAUACAUCUUGAGAAAGGGGGUAACAAUGCAUAUCAAGUCGUCCUAGAUGAAUCAGCCGCAGCAUGUGAACUAUUUGAGGUCGCUACGGAGCAAGACGCUUUGAAUGCGAGUAUCGAGAAGACCAAACAGGUGAAAACGAGUCUUUCUGAGGUAUCUUUAACACCGCUACUAUGGCUCACUCUCUUCACCACCCAAAAAGGGCGAGUAUAUAUGCACUUGCUGAUGGGUCAUAUGCUGAUUGACCAUGUCUCACUCUCGCACGUGCUUUACGACUGGGAUAUGUCUUAUCGAGGUCACUCCUUGCCUGAGAACCUUCCCCAGUUUGCGACUUAUGUUCAUGACAUAGAAUCGCGCGAUUCCCGCGCUAGUACCGACUUCUGGAUACAAAAGCUACAUGGAGUAGAACCGACAAUUCUACCCUCUACAUGUGCGUUACUUCACGAUACCUCAAUCUCUGUUGAGGGUCCGUCUACGAUUAACUUCAAAAUCGACAUCGAUGGAAACAUGCAUCAAUAUUGCCGGGCGACGCGAGUAACGGUCUCUACAUUACUUCAAUUCGCUUGGGCAGUAUUGCUUGGUGUUUAUACAGGCCAAGAGUCUGUGUGCUUUGGGCAUCUUACUUCUGACCGAGACAUUGAUAUUAACGACGUUGACGAGAUAGUGGGCCCGAUGCUAUCCAUUUUAGUUACAUACGUGGUCCUAGGAAAUAGGGGUACCCCAGCAUCACCUCUCACUGAAACGAUUCAGAAAUUACAACACGAAAAUACCGUCGACAUGGCUCAUAAAGUCUUUGACCUCACAACUGUUGAGCACCAACUUGGUUUCCGACCGUCCACCUGCAUGCUCUUCAACACCCUUUUCAACUAUCGGAAAGUGAAACACUCAGGGCCAAAACCAGUCAUGAAUAUCCGACCGAUUCUCAAGCAAGACCCCCAUGAGCAACAAAUCAUUAUCAGCUUCAACGAAGUUGGGGACGCAGCCACUCUGGAUGCGGCUCUGACUUAUUACGAAUGUAUACACUCUACAGAAAGCGUUCAACAAAUGGCAAAUGUCUACACGAAAAUCAUCACGUGUUUGAUCAGCAGAGAAUAUCAGACUGUGGACCGGCUCUUGGGUCAUAUGUCAAAGGAGAAAGCUGCUUCUAUCGCCAUAUAA
Messenger RNA from Annulohypoxylon truncatum, 9819 nucleotides. Its product is annotated as acetyl-CoA synthetase-like protein. NCBI's taxonomy places the organism in Eukaryota, Fungi, Ascomycota, Sordariomycetes, Xylariales, Hypoxylaceae. The record is from RefSeq and is a predicted model, not a curated record. Gene Ontology annotation, molecular function: catalytic activity; phosphopantetheine binding. Gene Ontology annotation, biological process: secondary metabolite biosynthetic process; amino acid activation for nonribosomal peptide biosynthetic process. Gene Ontology annotation, cellular component: cytoplasm. The transcript has 8 exons. Bases 1 to 9819 code for a protein of 3272 amino acids.